AUGGAAGAAGUUCCCAUGUCUCAUUCUGUUCAUAGUGCACAGGCACAUACAACUUGCACCCCUUUAAACAUAACGCGCCUGAAUGAGAAAUUGUCCUUGCAGCAACCAUCAUUCUCUCUUGAACCUGUUUCAUCUCCAGCUGGCCCCAUUGAUGAAUUCUCUCUUUCGCAUUUUGCCAUAAACAUGCUCAGCUCAAGGGACCUUUCAGAAAACUAUAGUUCACAUUCAGUGCAAGAUUCUCUUUCCGAUCCAUACACUUGGGAAUUCGACAUGAAUGAGCUUUCCGGCGAUUCUGGGCUCUUCUAUCACCAAGCUCCAGAUGUUUUAGAAAACAUACCCUCUUCACCAUCCCGCUUCGGACAUGCUGAAUACGAACAUGAAAGCUGGAUUGAUAUCAACAGAUCAUUCCCUACUCCCGAGAACAUUGACCACUUGGCAACAUUUCAAGAUUUCCAAACCGCGCAUGAGCACCAAGAGUUGAAUUCUCCUGUGUCGGUUCCCGACAAGGAAAUCGCUCCAUCUUACGAUUUGCAAAGCUGCAUUGGAUCUUGUCCGUCAUUUGAAGGCUCCACUUCACGGCCCGGGAGCGCCGUUUAUUCAUACUUUACCACCGAUAAUUCAAUGGCGUCCAGCCCAUUGGGGGAUUUGCUGCCGUUGUUACAACCACGCUCUGUGCCUGACAUAGGAAUCGGGCUCUCCGAGGAAGAUUCAGAUACAGAUGGUAUUCCAUCAGAUGAGCCGUAUGCAAUACUGAUCUGGAAAGCACUUAUGUCUGCCCCCGGGCACGGCAUGGUCCUCAAAGAAAUCUACGAAUGGUUCGAAAAGCACACCAACAAGGCCAAAGACCCAGAUUCAAAAGGUUGGCAGAACAGUAUUCGUCAUAACCUCUCCAUGAAUGCUGCAUUCGAAGCGGUUCGAGAAAUCUCCUCCCCUGGAGGAUCGCCAAAGAAAUCCGGAAAUGUUUGGGUUCUCACUGAACGAGCGAUAAAACACGGCGUGCAGUCAACAACAAGGUACAGGAAGCCAGGUAUCCAUAAGAAGACUACAAAGUCUGAACAACCGGCGCCGCAGCGGCAACGAUCGGGAGCAAAAGGUGGACGCGCAGCCAAAAAAGCAGCGAAGUUUAGGCGAGCUCUCCAAGAAGCACAGAGAGCAGGAGAAAAUCAUUCUUCUUCUCGCCACAUGCAGUCUGACAACGCUGAAGGCAUCGCGGCCUAUACGACGCACGGCGAACAGGAGCAACCCAUAUCUCCAGCGAAUCUUGAAAUGAAUCUUACUCUAGGAGGUUACAAUUUUAGCGAUCUCUCGGGCUGCACUGACCUCCCGCCUGAAUCUCCAAUUUUCUAUCACAACAUACGCACUGGCGGAGGAGGGUUGAUCCCCGAUUGCUCUACCCUGGAUAGUGAAACGAUUGGCUUAGAUUUCAAUUCAUUUAUGUAG
Messenger RNA from Coccidioides immitis RS, 1440 nucleotides. RefSeq lists its product as uncharacterized. Gene Ontology annotation, molecular function: RNA polymerase II cis-regulatory region sequence-specific DNA binding; DNA-binding transcription factor activity, RNA polymerase II-specific. Lineage: Eukaryota; Fungi; Ascomycota; Eurotiomycetes; Onygenales; Onygenaceae. The coding region runs from base 1 to 1440 and encodes 479 amino acids. Gene Ontology annotation, biological process: regulation of transcription by RNA polymerase II. The record is from RefSeq and is a predicted model, not a curated record. The transcript is spliced from 2 exons.